Candoia aspera is the source of this 2619-nucleotide messenger RNA. Its product is annotated as vomeronasal type-2 receptor 26-like. Gene Ontology annotation, cellular component: plasma membrane. Gene Ontology annotation, molecular function: G protein-coupled receptor activity. Lineage: Eukaryota; Metazoa; Chordata; Lepidosauria; Squamata; Candoiidae. The record is from RefSeq and is a predicted model, not a curated record. The coding region runs from base 1 to 2619 and encodes 872 amino acids. Gene Ontology annotation, biological process: G protein-coupled receptor signaling pathway. The transcript is spliced from 6 exons.
AUGCUGCUGUUUGUGGCAUUGGCUGUAGUGAUGAUGACACUUCAGAUUGUUCAGAACAGUUCUUCUGCGAAAUGUCCCAUGAGUCACCCUCUUUCUAUUCUUCACAAGUACUAUUAUCCUGGUGACAUUAUCAUUGGUGGCAUUCUCUCUCAGAUUUAUGUAUUUUCCAAUCUAUUAACCUUUCAAGAAGAUCCCUCUUCUGAAGUAUUUGAUUUCACCAAUGUCUUAACUCAGAACUACCAACAUAUUCUGGCUUUGCAAUUUGCAGUAGAAGCAAUUAAUGAAAAUCCAAGGAUCUUACCUAAUGCCACUUUGGGGUUCCAUGUGUUGAACAGCAAUUUCCGUGCCAGGUGGACUUACCGUGCCUCAGUGGAACUGCUCUCCACACGGGGCAAGUUUACCCCCAACUACAAGUGCGAUGCCCAGGCUAAUCUAGCCACAGUUAUUGGUGGCCCUAACACUAACGUGUGCCUUUUUAUGGCAACUGUUCUAUGCAUCUACAAAGUUCCACAGUUUGCUUAUGGUUCAGCUCCAGUGAUGAAUGACAAAUCACAGGGAGUUUUCCUUCAUCAGCUAUUCCCAAAUCUUGACCAUCACUAUAAGGGGAUUCUCCAGCUACUGCUGCAUUUCCAGUGGAUGUGGAUUGGUGUUCUGUAUGUAAUUGAUGACAGUGGAGAGAGCUUUGUGGAAAAUGUGCUGCCCAUCUUUGCCCAGGAAGGUAUCUGCUUUGAUUUUGUGGAAACAUUUCCACAAAUAGGUUUUUCCUCAGAAAUCAACCCAAUAGCACUGGAAGGACUGAGGACAAUCAGUGUUGUUAUGGGAAGGACGGCCAAUGUGGUGGUUGUACAUGGUGAAAUUCAAAGUAUGAUGGUUUUGAGAAUUAUGCUUCAAUUCUCAAAAUUUCAUGAAAUACCGAUGAAAGCCAAAGUAUGGAUUUUCACAGCCCAAAUGGAUUUCACAUCACUUCCAUUGCUACGGAGCUGGGACAUGGACUUCAUCCAUGGUGCACUCUCUUUUGCAGUUCACACCAAAGAAGUAGUCAGCUUCUACCACUUCCUGCAGUACAGAAAGCUUCCGUCAGAGAACGAAGACAUUUUUUUCAGGGAUUUCUGGGAAGAGGCAUUUCAGUGUUCUUUCUCUGAUUCCAGUGUAGGAAUGAAGUCAGGGGGACACUGCACUGGAGAGGAGAAGUUAGAAACUCUUCCUGGGUCUGUGUUUGAAAUGAGCAUGACCAGCCACAGCUAUAGCCUCUAUAAUGCCGUCCAUGCAGUGGCAGAAGGCUUGCAAGCUAUGCGUUCCUUGACAGUGAACAGAAGAAAAAUGAGGCAUGAAGGAAGAAAGGAGCUUCUCAAUCAACAGCCAUGGAAGCUUCACCACUAUCUGAAAAGCAACUCGUUCAACAAUAGUGUUGGAGAAACCUUCACCUUUGGCUCAAAUGGGGAACUCGUGGCUGGAUUUGACAUUAUCAAUUGGGUGACAUUUCCCAACCAGUCCUUCUGGAGAGUAAAAGUUGGAAGAGUAGCAUCACUGAGUUCCCCUGGGAAAGUAUUCACCAUCUCGGAGGAUGCCAUUAUAUGGCCCAACUAUUUCAACCAGGUUUGCCCCAUUUCUCUGUGUAAUGACAUCUGCCGUUCUGGUUAUAGCAAAACCAAGAUUGAGGGGAAACCAUUUUGUUGUUAUGAUUGCCAUUCAUGUCCUGAAGGAAAGAUGUCAAACCAAAAUGAUAUGGAUGAUUGUCUUGAAUGUCCAGAAGAUCAGUAUCCAAACAAGGAGCAGAGUCUGUGCCUUCCAAAAGAUAUCAGCUUCUUGAAAUUUGAAGAGCCUUUGGGAUUUACACUAGUUUGUUUUGCCCUUUUCUUUUCUUUCCUCACAGCUUUGGUGCUUCACCUCUUCAUUAAGCACCGGGAGACCCCCAUCGUCAAAGCCAACAACAGGAACUUCAGCUAUGUUCUCCUCACUUCCCUCUUGCUUUCAUUCCUUAGCACUUUGCUCUUCAUUGGACAGCCCACAGAAUUUAUGUGUCUCCUUCGACAAACAGCUUUUGGCAUCAUCUUCUCAAUUGCUGUUUCUUCAGUUUUGGCCAAGACCAUCAUUGUGGUCCUGGCUUUCAUGGCCACCACACCAGGAGCUGGAAUGAGGAAAUGGUCUGGGAAGCACCUGGCCAGCUCCAUUGUCCUUUCCUGCUCCUUUACUCAAGCCUUGAUUUAUAUUGUGUGGUUGGUAACUGCUCCCCCCUUUCCAGAUGUUGACAUGCACUCCCUGAUGGAAGAAAUUAUCCUGGAGUGUAACGAAGGAUCGGUCACCCUGUUUUACACUGUCCUGGGCUUUCUGGGCUUUCUGGCUACCAUCAGCUUCAUGGUGGCCUUCCUGGCUAGGAACCUGCCUGGCAGUUUCAACGAGGCCAAGUUUAUCACCUUCAGCAUGCUGGUCUUCUGCAGUGUCUGGGUGUCCUUUCUUCCAACUUAUUUAAGCACCAAGGGCAAAUACAUGGUGGUCGUGGAGAUCUUUUCCAUCUUGGCCUCCAGUGCUGGCUUAUUGUUCUGCAUUUUUUUCCCCAAAAUAUAUAUUCUUGUACUGAGACCUGAGCUAAACAGUAGGAAGCACCUAAGGAGAAAAUAA